CUCCUCGCGGCGCUCGGCUCGCCCGGCUCGCUCGGUUCGCUCCGAGGGGUUGAUCUCGCGCCCGGCGUCCUGUUCGUGUAUCCGCACGCCCGCCGCCCAGCCUCUCUCUUCCCUCGCCUCGUCCUUAUCGCCCCCGGAGCGGCUCCCGAGCCUCGUCGCAGCGCCGGCCUCGGCCGCCAAGAGGACCGCGUCAAAAAAAAAAAGCUCGUCGCCCAUGGGCGCCGACCCAAGCCCCGGCCGCGGCCUCCGACCGAACCGGCGUCGCCGUCGACGGGAUCCUGGGCGCGGGUGGUGACGAGCGACAGGCGCCAUGCCCCGGCGCGGGCCCCCCGGAUACGGCCCGGCGCUGCUCCUGGGACUCGCGCUGCUGCUCGGACUCACAGAGCCGCUGGCCGCCCUCAAGGACAUGCGCAUCGUGCUGCCCGUGGCGGCGCGGGUGGGCGCGGCCGCACAGCUGUCCUGCCUGUACGACCUGGAGGGCUCGCAGCUCUACUCCAUCAAGUGGUACCUGGACGACUCCGAGUUCUACAGCUUCGUGCCCAAGGAGCAGCCCGCUACGCGUCUCUACCCCGAUCAUGGCAUCUCCGUUGACCUGGCGCAGUCAAACGCCUACAACGUCACCCUGCUCAACGUGACGCGCUCGCUGGCCGGCUUCUACAAGUGCGAGGUGUCGGCCGACAUGCCCUACUUCCACACCGGCAUCCAGACCGGCUACCUCCGCGUGUUCGAACCGCCGAGCAGGAAGCCGGAGCUGACCGUGGAGAAGCUGUCCGCCGGGGUGGUGCGUGCCAACUGCUCCACGACGGCGUCUUUCCCGGCGGCCAACAUCACGUGGUUCGUCGACAACCGGCCGCACACUGCGCCGACCGUGCACUUCCACGCGGUGGGCCCGGCGGGCCCGGGCCAGGUCCCCGGGGCGGCGGGUCCCUCGCUGCCGCCCCCGGGCCCUCCGCCGGACCUGGACGAGUGGAGCAGCAGCUCGCUGCGGGUGGAGCUGAGCGCCAAGGGCCCGCGCGCGCUGCGCUGCCGCGCCUCCAUCCUGGACGUGUGGGCCGAGUCCUCGGACGAGCUGCCCCUGCGCGGGCCCGGCGACCACCCGCAGCUGGCGCCCGUGAGGGGCGCGGCCAACGGCGCAUCCAGCGGCCCAGGGCCGGCGAGCAGUCGCAGCGCCGUGACGCUGCUGGCGUUGGUCGCGCUGGUCGCGCCCCUGCUCGGGCCGCGGCCCGCCUGCUCGGCGGCACACAGGACGAGGUAGCGGCAGCGGCACCGUCAACAAGACCAGUGAAUGUGUAUCGGCUCAUCCUAUUGGCUCAAAAUUAUUGACUCUAGAAACCAAUUGUUCCCUCGCUCGCUCCGAGAGGGGAGAAAGAGGUUCCGGGCAGCGGAGUGUGUAUGUGGGGAAGGAGGGGGGAAGGGGCGGGCAUACAUGAGCCAAAGUCGUGAAUAUAGUGAUAUUGACAGUUGGAAUCCCAGGCCGGGGCGCUCAGGGGGCCUACUAAAAGGCUCUCCGAGAUAGCCCCCGCGGGGGUAAGCGUAAGCCCUCGGCGGGGGGUAAGCUCCGGGUAAGCCCCGCCGCGGGUAAGAGUGUUGGCCUCGCGGUCCCCUGGCCGGGGACCCCUCUGGGGGACCCCCAGGUGGUGGCAAAGGGAUGAUCAAAUCAAAGACUUUGCCGAUUUCCUUUGCCCCCGUCCCCAUCCGCUGCCUACGCCUUUUUUGUCGAAUGCUGAUGUGAUGUAAAUAAGGAUUAUUGUAAAAAUGUAUACAUUUGUUGUCUCCUCCCUUUCGAUGUUGGGAGGGGGGAGUGUGUGUUUGUGUGUGUGUUUGUGUGCACACAUGUGUGCGCGCGUGAGAGUUGUUUGGAAGUAAUGGGAAACGUAAAGUUGUUGGUCGAAGGAGUUGUGGUAUUUUCCUAUUGGCACAGGGUUGCUUCUGUCGCCCGUAGUCUUCGACUUUGGGUGGGCGCGCGCCGGGUCGGCCGGAAUGUUGGUAGUCUCUAUUUCUCUUCAGUUUCAGAGAUUUUCGGCAAAAUCCUCAUACGUCCUACAAUCUGUAUAAUUUAAACGCAUGCCGCCGAUUGUACUAAAAUAACAGAUAAAAACUAGAUUUGAUGUGUCCAUUUUAAAAUGUAAAUGCCUAUUUUCUAAUUGCUUUGAGAAACGACUGUUUGGAAAAAUACUAUGUGCGUUAAAAGAGAGAAAUGUUUUGUUGUUUUAUUAUUAACCGAAGCGAACCGGAAGGUGACGACUGUAGAACAAAAAAUAAAACACGCUUUUCUGAAUGUUA
Frankliniella occidentalis (western flower thrips) is the source of this 2283-nucleotide messenger RNA. RefSeq lists its product as uncharacterized. The record is from RefSeq and is a predicted model, not a curated record. The transcript has 6 exons. The coding region runs from base 311 to 1255 and encodes 314 amino acids. NCBI's taxonomy places the organism in Eukaryota, Metazoa, Arthropoda, Insecta, Thysanoptera, Thripidae.